Molecule: messenger RNA, 806 nt
Organism: Callithrix jacchus (white-tufted-ear marmoset)
Lineage: Eukaryota; Metazoa; Chordata; Mammalia; Primates; Cebidae
Gene: ZNF428
Product: zinc finger protein 428
Source: RefSeq, a predicted model, not a curated record
CGGGGAGGGACGCUGCUCAGCUGCUGCUCUGCUCCAGUCUCCUGUCCCCUCCCCCGGCCAUGACAGAGACCCGUGAGCCAGCUGAGACUGGGGGCUAUGCCAGCUUGGAAGAAGAUGAUGAAGACCUUUCCCCAGGCCCUGAGCAUUCCUCUGAUUCAGAAUAUACUCUCUCAGAGCCGGACUCUGAAGAGGAAGAAGAUGAGGAGGAGGAGGAAGAGGAGACCACUGAUGAUCCCGAAUAUGAUCCUGGCUACAAGGUGAAGCAGCGCCUUGGCGGGGGCCGUGGUGGCCCAUCCCGCCGGGCCCCCCGUGCAGCCCAGCCCCUGGGCCCCCCGGCCCAGCCUUGCCAGCUCUGUGGCCGCUCACCCCUUGGGGAGGCCCCACCGGGAACCCCACCUUGCCGGCUCUGCUGCCCUGCUACAGCCCCCCAGGAAGCACCAGCCCCUGAAGGCAGGGCCCUUGGGGAGGAAGAGGAGGAACCACCUCGGGCUGGGGAGGGCCGACCACCUGGGCGGGAGGAGGAGGAGGAAGAGGAGGAGGAGGGAACCUACCACUGUACGGAAUGCGAGGAUUCCUUCGAUAACCUGGGGGAGCUGCAUGGGCACUUCAUGCUGCAUGCCCGGGGUGAGGUGUAGGCAGAGCCCCCACACAGGGAGCUUGGCAGAAGGGGUGGGGUGGGAGGAGGGGGCUGAGGAAAUUGGGGUUGUGACAGUGGUCAUGGGGGAUGGGGUACUGCCGGUCUGUGUUGUCUUAGAAGUAGAUGUGUGAUGGCCAGAAUAAAAGCCAAAAUUCUGUGUGUUGGUUCA